UCGAGCUGAUGACGAUGACUCCUUCCCCUCUGAUGGAUGAAGGAUUUCCAGCCUUCGCCGUUUCGAAGGGAUCACAGGAAUCCAUUUCUCUUCAAGAUACAACUCUCCUACUGAAAAUAACACCACAGUAGCUGUAGGGUUAUUCGCGGGAGAAGCAUUAGAUAGCAAAACUGGCGCUGUUGGUGGAGUGGAUGAUGAACGGCCACGCAAUUUUAUACACCGGGGUCACUUUGGCCUUCUGGACGACCAUACUGAUCGUCGGUAUUUGCUAUACGAUUUUUGACCUUGGAUUCCGAUUUGAUGUAGCAUGGUUUUUAACAGAGACUUCCCCCUUUAUGUGGGCUAAUCUUGGAAUUGGCCUGGCUAUUUCACUGUCUGUUGUUGGAGCUGCAUGGGGGAUUUACAUGACUGGAUCUAGCAUUAUUGGUGGUGGGGUCAAAGCCCCAAGAAUCAAGACCAAAAACCUUGUCAGCAUUAUCUUUUGUGAAGCUGUUGCCAUUUAUGGGAUCAUCAUGGCAAUUGUCAUUAGCGACAUGGCGCAGAGCUUCAGUGGCACAACUCCAGAGACUAUUGGGGCAAGGAACUACCAAGCAGGCUACUCCAUGUUUGGUGCAGGGCUCACUGUUGGCUUUUCAAACCUUUUCUGUGGCAUCUGUGUUGGCAUCGUGGGCAGUGGAGCUGCCCUGGCAGAUGCUCAGAAUCCCAGCCUCUUUGUCAAGAUCCUCAUUAUUGAAAUUUUCGGCAGUGCCAUUGGACUGUUUGGAGUGAUUGUAGCCAUCUUGCAGACAUCAAAAGUAAAAAUGGGAGAUUAGAUGACUGCAAGACCUACAUAUCAAUGAUGCUGUGUUGCUGGUGCAAAUGGAGAGUGUAAAUACAUAGUAAAUUAUUUAAAUGUAUUUGUCUGUUUUCAACCAUCAUUUUCGGAAGAUUGAAAUACUGUAUGUGCACCAAUUUGUCUUAAAAGAGUGCAUGGUGAUGUCAAAUGCAGAUCUUUGACAAAUUUUCACACAUAGUUUGGAAAGAAAUUAAAUAUCUCAUAAUUCUGAAAAUGAAAGUAUGAAAAUAUCUCAAUGUUUUUGGCCAUAUAUAUAUAUAUAUAUAUAUGUCAUAAAUGUAUCAAAUUUAAACAUUCGAUUUUUUUUUUUUUUUUUUUAAAUCGAAGUAUUGUAUUUGUCAUAAAAAUUACCCUAUAUAAUGUAACCAAUGAUCCUAGAACAGACUGUCCGUAGACCCAAGAUUAGGGUCCGUUUUGAAAAAUAAGAUGUUACGUUCGUAAUAAUCUCAGAUACCAAUAUAUAGUUCGAUGUCAUUGUUCUGUACAGUGCAGGAAAAGUAAAAAUUGCAUAAGAGUGGUUCUUUGCAUUGAAUGGCUGUAAAUUGUGAAGUAUUCUCUUGAUUGCUGAAUGCAAGAAGUCCUUGUUAUAGUGUGAACAGCACCUGGUAAAUCCAGUGUGGUUGACCUGAUUUCAUUCUAAUGUGUUGCAUUGUUUACUGAAUUCAAGUAAAUGCUAUAAGAAAAUAGUUAUACCACAACAAAUUUAAGUUAAAAAAAUAAUAAAAAUAAAAUCUUAUUUCUACCAGUGUGAACCCUUACUUUUCGAAGGGCACUCCUCAGUUGUGGUUGGUUAAAAAUGAGAGGAUAUAGUAAUCUGAUGUGUGUGUACAUACUAAAAGCAAUUUUUGUGAAGCAUGAGGUUGUUUACCAUUCUGUAUUUUCCUAGCUGCAUGUUGUCUUGUGAUUUUUGUUUACUCUUUGUACUUUUUUUAUUAUUUUCUAUUUUUAUUGCAAGCAAAAAGUGGUCUUGGUUGCCAGGUCACUAUGGCAAAUUCGAAGCUGUAUGAAAGAUAUGUAACAUUUAUCUUUGCUGCUCAGGUCAGGUAGUCCUGAAAAUGAUUUUCUUGAAGGCAAUUGCAAUGUUGCUUUUCAUAGAACACAACUGCCCAGCAAACAGCUGUUUGGGAUCGUUUUUAAUUGGCUUUACGUUGUCUUUAUAUAUUGUGAAAAUUCUAGCAGUACUCAGUCUGAACCACUGCUUAUAGAAAUCAUCAUCAAACUUAUUAGAUCACUUGGCCUUAUUUGAGCUCUUCUGAAAUGCUUUUUCUAUAAUGUAUUUGUGAAGUGGCAGUACAUACUAAACCUGAUGAUUUUACUAACCCCUGAAUGUACACGAUUCAAAAUCGAGAUCUGUUUUGAAGCUUAAAUGUCUGGUGUUUUACUUAAGAUGUUCAAAUUACACACCCCAUCUGUAUAAUAAUUCCCUGAUGACCAAAAUCCUCACUCAUUUACAAGCAACAGUCCUGCACUGGGACUGCGGAGUGCUGGAUUACUUCAUGUUUUCUUACAUCUGUACAUGUUUAUUUUGAAACAUUCCAAAUGAGAGCUGGUUGGAACAAUUUGGUGGUUCAAUCCACUCCUGGUGGAUCUCAUUGAUAAAAGAAGCCACAGAUGUGCCCUUAUGAACAGAGAGCCUGCUUUAGGUCUCAUUACUGUGGGGCUUCCAGGACCUGGAUUGGCUGUUACUAGUGUAGUGGUUCAGGAGUCUUAUGGACAAUGACCUCUUACCACUGUCUCCUGUUUCGGUGAUUGUGUUAAACAUGUUAAUGUGGUGAUUCCAUUGUUUUGAUGUGUACAAGUUGAUCCUCUUGACUUCUUCAUUGUCCUUGAAGAAAUAAAAGGAAUGUGAAAAACA
This is a messenger RNA of Myxocyprinus asiaticus (Chinese sucker), 2690 nucleotides long. Its product is annotated as V-type proton ATPase 21 kDa proteolipid subunit c''. The transcript is spliced from 8 exons. Gene Ontology annotation, molecular function: proton-transporting ATPase activity, rotational mechanism. Gene Ontology annotation, cellular component: proton-transporting V-type ATPase, V0 domain. Gene Ontology annotation, biological process: proton transmembrane transport. Bases 192 to 812 code for a protein of 206 amino acids. The record is from RefSeq and is a predicted model, not a curated record. Lineage: Eukaryota; Metazoa; Chordata; Actinopteri; Cypriniformes; Catostomidae.